UUGUGUCUAUCUUCACAUUUACUCUUAUAAUUUUAUAUUUGUAGAGUAAGUAUUUGUUUGCCAUAAUACUUAUUUUACACAACUUCAAUUACGGCCUUUAAUUAACGCAAACUAUACGUUGUUUUUAGCUUAUGAACAUCGUUAGCUUGUAUGUUUAAUUAUCCCCGCGUAAGUUUGUGAACAGAUCUUCUUAUCAGGGCCGCCAAUCUUCAUCGGCAGAAUCUCCGACCAACGGACCCAACUACGCUGGACUUCGUGAUCAAUACCAAUUUCAUCGGGCCAGACUUCGUUGCAGACGACAUCCGGGUAGACGACCAGAGGCACAUACUUCUUGCCACAACACCUCAGCUACAGCAGCUUAAACAGGCCAGGCGGUGGUUCUUGGAUGGCACCUUCAAACUGGUAAAACGCCCGUUUUACCAGUUAAUGUCUGUCCACGCGUUCGUCCGAAAGGGUGAAGAUGCCAAACAAGUACCACUCGUCUACGUACUGAUGUCACGGAGAACAAAGCAGGAUUAUAUUGCGGUGCUGACCAGUCUACGUAGUAUGCUGGAACGCCCGCAGGUUGAAUGGUUCAUGCUGGACUUUGAAGCUGGUAAGUAGAAAAAAUCGAUUUUAUAUCAUGUGAAAUUCAGUCCGAGGGUCUUACCACUGCCUACCUGGAAAAAGAAGAUAAGUACAGGUUCUUACGGAAACUGCUGAGUCUGCCAUACCUCCCUUCAGAGCAAAUUCCAGCGGCUUUCCACCAGUUGAAGCAGCAAGCUUUAGAAGUCGGCGGCCCAAUCCUGCACGUGACGCAGUAUGUCCAGGGUACGUGGAUAGAAGGAAGUAUGUGGCAGCCGAACCACUGGAGUGUGUUCAGGGAGACGGUCAGGACAAACAACGACGUUGAAGGGUGGCACAGACGAAUCAACACCCGGGCUGGUCGGGCUGAUUUGGGGUUCUACCUGCUUGUACCUUUGCUUCGCAGAGAGGCCGAGACGGUAGAUCUCCAAAUCAGGCUUGUAUCAGCCCAUCUACUGACGAGGCUACACAGAGCAAGAUACGCCAGACUCCAUGGGGCAUUGUUUGACGCUUGGGACAAAUACGAAGACGGUGAACUGACGACGACACAACUUCUACGUAGAUGCAGCAACAUCGCGGGGCUCGGACCUUCCACUGGAUUUACCAACAGCGCGGUACAAGAAGAUGUAUAAAUUAAAAUCAAAGAAACUGACA
Messenger RNA from Mercenaria mercenaria, 1218 nucleotides. RefSeq lists its product as uncharacterized. The record is from RefSeq and is a predicted model, not a curated record. The coding region runs from base 831 to 1196 and encodes 121 amino acids. Lineage: Eukaryota; Metazoa; Mollusca; Bivalvia; Venerida; Veneridae. The transcript has 3 exons.